UGAUUGAGUGCAGGGCAGGGAGGACGAGGGCUGCCCUGCCUCCUCUGGUAACAACAAAGUGAUGAAUGACUGAAAUCCCACAAGCCUCCGAGCCCUGCAUGUCGUUACACUUGCACGCCCGUCUUUGUUUGCUUGUCUUUUGUUUGGAGCUGAAUUGCAGCAGACCGGCAGCGGGAGGGCAGGCAUCUCGCGGCGAUGCUGAGGUAACACAACAGGAUGUCCGAUGAAGAGGAGCAGCAGCAGCAGCCGAAUGGGUCCAGAGGCCUGCCAGAAAUCUGCUACAUCACUGACGAGGAUGCGGAGGACGACGGCGAUGAUGAUGAUGAAGACGACGAGAUACCGGAUCAGUCCCACUGUGCCUCCUUCAGCUCAGAGAAUGAGGCUCAGGGAGGUGACACAGCGGCAUGGCAGAGUACCCCUCCACCAUCUACCUCACUUUCCGGGGGGACGCCAGCAAACCCUGCGCCCUCAAAACCCGCUUCGAGACCCCACACUGGGGUCUCCGGCCAAAGGACCACCCCGCCCUCCACUCUGACACAAAAUAGAAAGAGAAGCUCCAAGCCCUCGCACAUGAGACGUAACAUUCGGAAGUUACUGAGGGAGCAUCAGCUGGAAGCGGUCACCAAAAGUGCUCAGCAGGAGGAGCUACAGAGAAGGCGACGUCUGGAUGACCAGAGAAAGCAAGAUUUCCCCAUACCACUGCUGCCUGAAUAUCAAACCGGUGAUGUAACAAAGCAUGCGUCAUCAUCAUCAUCAUCAUCAUCAUCGUCGUCGUCAGUGUCGCAGCAGGAGAUGAGACAGGACGUCAUCCGCCUGGAGUCCAGCAGCAUCGGCACAUGCCAGGAUGUCAAGACCAACAUAUGUGCCUCCGCCACUGAGCUCACACACAAAGCAGGUGCGAUUAAUCUGAGCCAGAGUGAGGACGACACUAUCAGCAGAGACUCCGCCCGCCAUGAUAUAGAGCGUGAGCAAAGUGGCAUGCACUUCAACGACGACUUCAAUCGUCCGGAUGAUCAAGGACGGGUGCUGGUUAACUUGAACCAUCCCACAACAGACACGGACAUUUUCCUCUCACCUCAGCUGGCACGAGCAGUCAAACCUCACCAGAUUGGCGGAAUUCGUUUCCUAUACGACAACUUGGUGGAGUCGGUGGAGCGUUUUGGCAGCAGCAGCGGGUUCGGCUGCAUCCUGGCCCACAGCAUGGGCCUCGGCAAAACGCUCCAGGUCAUCUCCUUCAUUGACGUUCUCUUCAGAUAUACGAAGGCCCACACUGUGCUCGCCAUUGUCCCUGUGAACACAUUGCAGAACUGGCUGGCAGAGUUUAACAUGUGGGUCCCAAAGGCCGGGGACUUGCCCCCUGAUCGCGACCAUCGUCUGGUGAGGCCUCGCAACUUCAAGGUUCACAUCCUCAACGAUGAACACAAAAACACAACAUCCAGGGCCAAGGUGGUAGAGAACUGGGCCCAGGAUGGAGGUGUUCUGCUCAUGGGCUAUGAGAUGUACCGCCUCUUGUCGCUCAAGAAGAACUUUGUGUCUGGCCGGAAGAAGAAGAGCAAGAAAACUGCAGGGCCUGUCGCAAACGACCUGGAUGAGGAGAACCGGCAACAGAAAUUGCUCAUAGGUAUCGAGAGAGCCUUGGCCAGGCCUGGUCCUGAUGUGGUGAUUUGUGAUGAGGGCCAUCGCAUUAAAAACUGCCACGCCAGCACCUCUCAGGCCCUGAAGAACAUCCAAACCAAGCGCCGCGUGGUCUUGACAGGAUAUCCACUCCAGAACAACCUGAUAGAAUACUGGUGCAUGGUUGACUUUGUUCGGCCUAACUUCCUUGGUUCGCGGCAAGAAUUCAGUAACAUGUUUGAGCGUCCCAUUCUGAACGGCCAGUGCGUGGACAGCACACCCCAGGACAUGCUGUUAAUGAAGUACCGGAGCCAUGUGCUGCACAGCAUGCUGGAAGGCUUCGUACAGAGACGAGGCCAUGAUGUGCUGAAGGAGCAGCUGCCCUCUAAGGAGGAGCAUGUGAUCCUGGUGCGUUUGUCUCCACUCCAAAGGGCGCUCUACACGGAGUUCAUGAACCGCUUCAAAGAGGCGGGAAACACCGGCUGGCUCAGCCUCAACCCGCUCAAAGCCUUCUGCGUAUGCUGCAAGAUUUGGAACCAUCCAGAUGUGCUCUAUGAGGCCUUACAGAAGGAAAACUUGGCCAGUGACCAGGACUUGGACCUUGACGACAUCACCUCAGCUGCACCUACACGAUGUCCCGCUGCAGCCAAUCAGAAGCCAAAGCCUCUGGAAAACCCCAUCCCAAUUGGGGGAAUGAGUCUCACCCAUUUGCAGGAGAGGGCCAAUCAGGUCAUCACAUAUGAAUGGGCCAAGGACAUAAUGUGUGAUUACAAGCCCGGCAUUCUGGAGAACUCUGCAAAAAUGGUUCUGCUGUUCCACCUGAUCGAGGAGAGCGUCACAAAGGGAGAUAAACUUCUUGUUUUCAGUCAGAGUUUGUCCACUCUCACUGUGAUUGAGAAUUUCCUGGCUAAGAGGCCGGUCCCGCGUUCUCCCAACACCUCCAGCAGAGACGCAGCCAGCCAGAACUGGGUUCGAAAUCUCAACUAUUACAGACUGGAUGGAAGUACAACCCCCUCAGAGCGAGAAAGAUUAAUUAACCAAUUCAACGAUCCCAACAACACCUCAGCGUGGGUCUUCCUGUUGUCAACCAGGGCCGGUUGUCUGGGUGUGAACUUGAUCGGAGCAAACCGUGUGGUGGUUUUUGAUGCCUCGUGGAACCCAUGUCAUGACGCCCAGGCCGUUUGCCGUGUCUAUCGCUAUGGUCAGAGGAAGCAGUGUCACAUCUACAGGCUGGUGUGUGAUUUCACGCUUGAGAAGAAAAUCUAUGACCGCCAGAUCUCCAAACAGGGCAUGUCCGACCGGGUGGUGGAUGAUCUGAACCCUGUGCUGACCUUCACCAAGAGAGAGAUGGAAUCUCUUCUUCACUUUGCCGAAGAAGAGCCGGAGCCCCGCCAAGUACAGCAGCUGCAUCCUCGGGACAGCAUGGAUUGCGUCCUCGGGAAGGCAUUGUGCCUCUUUCCACACCUCAUCACCAAGCAACCGUUCCCCCACGAGUCGCUGCUCCUGGACCGCAGAGAGCUGAAGUUGAGCACCGCUGAGAAGAAGGCUGCAAAAAAAGGUUACGAGGAAGAGAAGAGGGCAUCUGUGCCAUACACUCGCCCUUCCUAUGCUCACUACUACCCAGCCAGUGACCAGAGCCUCACCAACAUCCCCGCCUUCAGCCAGAGAAACUGGCGACCACCCCGCACUGACGACAAAAUGUCGGCCAAUGUCCGACCGAUCCAGGCCACUCCAGUUCCCGCCGUACCUGGCCAGGUAUCUGUAGGCCCGGCUCCGACUUCCAAAGACUCAUCGGCGUCUAGCCUCGGCGGUUUUCCUGUCAACUGCUUGCAAAAAGCCGGAGUGUUUGUGCAGAAAAUCAUCACCACCACAGAUAUGGUGAUUCCAGGCACCAACAGCUCAACAGAUGUCAAAGCCAGAAUUACUGCAGGAGAGAGCAUCCAUGUCAUUCGAGGUACCAAAGGAACCUACAUCAGGACAUCAGAUGGACGAAUAUUUGCUGUCAGAGCAGCUAACAAACCUAACAUGUCAGAUGAGAAUGCUGCAAUACCACACAAAGAGCCCCAAGAAUCUGCAGACGAGCAGCCAACAGCCGGAAGUAACAGUUGUCCAUCACCUGACCAACAGCAGCCAGUCACGCCCAAGAAUUUGCCCCGCUCCCUUUCCCCCGACAGCCCAGAGAUAAUCAGUGAGUUUCAGCGCUACACCGCACGCAAGGGAAGCCAGCCGGAAAGGGAGGACGGGAGUAAAUUGGACAAUCCGCAUUCAGCGAAACUGGCCCAAAGCAACAGUGGCAGCGGAAAUGUGCGCCACCCUGAAGCCAAAAGAGCGAAUGUCAUCCAGCACAAUAAGGAUGCCACAGCUGCACAAGACUUGAGAACAAGCUCCAAGCGCAAAGCCUCCACCCCGUUGUUGGAUGAGAAGCCGAGAAAGCAGCCGGCUGCUGGCAAACACUUAGCACCUUCUUUAGCCUCCCACGGUUUACCCUACGCCGGUGGCUACGGCCUCCCUCAGGCCUUCAACCCCGCCGUGCUGGGUGGCUCAUUGGGACACCCGCUCUACAUGGGGGCAGGCUUGCCUUUCUUCCACCCUUCUCAUAGUGCCCUAGGUGACCCGAGUUUCAUGCCGGAGCUGUUUGGUUUAGGCACAGUCCCCACCUCCUCCUCAUCCUCUGCACUGUCCACUUCUACUGCCACUGAUGUUUCCUCUUCCUCAUCGCAGCCCUCCUCUGCAUCAAACGCUUCCACUUUGGCUCCAGGCACCCUGCCGCCCUUCAUGCUGAGCCCAAGCCUGUCAGGCAUGGCAGGGAUGCUGCCACCAAGCUUUGCCUUCUCUUAUAGUCAAUCUCUGGCGGGCUUGUAUCGGGGGUCAAUGCUCCCUGGUGGGCUUCCCGGUCCAGCGGCCACUCCUGGUCCAGCUGGAGCAAGCUUUCUUUCACAAUACACUUCAACCGCUGGCUCCAGCUCCUCCUCCUCCUCAUCGUCCCCUUCAUCCUUUUCACCAUCUGCGCACUCUGAAGACCAGAAGCCCAGAGCAAUUGUCAAUGGCAGCAAUGUCAGCAGUCCCAGCAGCUUGGAUGACAACGAGGAGGUAAUUUAAGUGAACAGCCAAUGAAAACCAUGAUGCUUGGGUUGGAUUUGUUCGGAAUAGGAUCUUUCCGAUGAGGGACAACAAACAUGGCGUUGCAUAAAUGACAUCACGUCUCCUGUUUGUGCCGACUGCAUCGACUCAAAUGUCUUGAUGCUGAAUCUCUCAAGUUAGAACCUGUGGACAAUCUUUUACAGGACAGAAGAAAUUUGAAAUCAGAAAGUUUUGGGGCGUCUGCCUUUGAAAUGUAACAAUCACUGGACAAAAAUAGCCCGCAGUGACUGAAAUGGCCUCUUGAUGUUCGUCAUGUAGAGAAAACUAAAUGGCACAUUUGCCAGGGGAAAAAAAUGAUUCGGUAUGCUAACCGGUAGCAAGGGUUAUUAUGCCUGUAUCAGUCUGGUUAUUACUGUAUGUCUGUAUCAGUCAGUAGGGAUGGGUCUAAUCGUAUAUUUAAGAAUUUCAUUGAUUGUUUGAUUGAUCAUCAUGUCCUGAACAUGUUGAGGCUGAAUGGAGUGAGCUACUUGACUGCGGCCAGCAGAGGCACUGUUGGUUCAGCCUCAACCAGAUGUUUGGUGUUUAAAGAGGUGGAGCUUGACAUCACAUCCACACAGACCUGCUGUGGUUGAACUCUCAGGAGCUGCAUUAUUCUGCCUCAUAAAAGUGGCUGCAGGAAAGGAAGAAUUCACAACAUUUAGAGAGAGAAACACUCUCUUUCUGUUACAAAUUUGCCCAUCCGUGUCGUAGUUUGUCACAUCCACUCUUGAUACUGAAUAUUUUUUUUCACAAAUUUUAAAUAGUCCCCCCACGAAUCUGCAGCGAAGUGUUGAUUAGGCGGACACCAAUCCUCUUUUGCGCUUGCCGACAACAAGAGCAAAUGUUGAUUCCACAGCUUGAAAGUUGAUUUUCCGUGGGAAUUUUAAAAAUUGCCUAAAAUGACCAGUUAUAAAGCAAAUUAAUUUACGAAUGAAGUAAGAAUUCUUUUAGGAAAUGAUCUGCAAAACCAAAACACUGUGGAACAUUGUGGUCAUUAAAAAAAAUCGGUAUCAGUCUCUGACAGAUUUAUUGAAUAAUAAUAAUUGAUUUUAUUUUGGUUACUGAUAAAGUGCAAAACAUUCAACCAAACUAUGGGUUUGAGGCAGAACAAGUGAUAUUAAAGCAAAGAUUUAAAGUGUAAACUAGCCACUUGGCCCGGAUAUUGUAAACAUACUGCAAACAGUAUUAUCAUAAAUGUAAUUUAACCACACGGACGGUUUUUUAUGGUUGUUUUUUUUCCCCCCCCCACACAGUCAUUUAUGACGUGUGACAAUAACUUGACGUCAUAUUUAGUAGACGUUUCCGUUACCUGACAUCAUCCUUACUGGAGGUCAAAGUGAAAUGAAGAGACGGGAAAGCGUUGUCUCAUUGCGCAAUACUGUACAAUAAUAAUUCCAACACCUCCAGCAUCGCUCAUCUGUCGGUAAAAGAUAAUAGAAUGCAUGCGUGUUACAUCAUAGACGCGUUCAGUUAACAUUAGAGGACGCGUUUGAGUUGUAAUGUGAACGAGAACAUUUUUUUUAAUUAAUGAAUUGGGCAUCAUGCCCCGCAGGGUGAACGUAGCCUGUCUGACCGCGACAUCUAGCGGCUGGGAUGAAAACUACAUUUAAAUGUGACGCAUGAUUCCUCUUUAUUUCCGCGAACAGCUUUCAAUUCCGCGGAGAACUUUGAAAUCCGCGACGAAUUCCGCGACCGCGGAUGCCUGCGGGGACUAUUUAAAGAAAGCAGAACUUUUUGAAGCAUUUUGAACCCCUCUGCCAGGCGAGGGGCAUCGUGUCUUUCUUCUUGCAAGGAAAUAUAAAGACAGGAUGAUGAGAUAAAACUGUUAAAAAACUUAUAACUCUUAACAGAAUGUAUGCUUAAUCAAUUGCCUUCAAACUAGGCCUUUAUAAAAGACUCCUCCCACUGAGGCAUGUGACAUGGCAUGACAUUUUUUGUGUGUAUUUUAUCUUUGCCUAAAAACCGCCAUGAGAAAAUGAGGAAAAACUGUGCUCUCUUUGUAGCGGGGAAACAACCACCAACAGAAAAUGCCUUUUACCGCUUCACUUUCUGAAUGUGAACUGUGAGAGAGGAGAUGCAAAGAGAGUUAAAAUCUCACCCACAGUCUUACUGUAGCCUAGUGACAAAUGAUGCAAAACACUCGAGCCUAUAUACUGUAUUUGUACAUGCCAACAGGAAUCAAGGCGACUACACCUGAGUUUCAGUUUUAGUGUUGUUGUCAGUGUACGUUUGUUGUCAUUUGAAAUGUGUAAAAAAAGGAAAAAAAUGGUUUGUUGAUAUUCCACCUUUUGCUCUGCUGGUUUUUCAGUGUUAAUUGCACCUCAUUCAUUUGACUUGAGGUUUUUAUUGAAAACAUUCUGGAUGAGAACUUUGCCAAAAACAGCACAUCUACAACCUCAGUCAUCGAGGAUUGUGUCUUAAGUGACCAAAAAUAAAAAAUACUGUUUCCUCAAAUAAUGACCACCCCUCUGGCAUUAACUGUCAUUAUCGCUGUUCAUAGAUGUGGUUGCUCAAUCUCAGAAAGGAUUAACCGUGCUGUGUGUAUAAUGCUAACCAAAAGAAAAGCACUUAAGAAGCACAUGAACUGUCUGCAGUUUUUUCGCAUGUCUAAUAUAUAAGGGUACUGAUAAUGUGUACAAUUAUUCCCGAAAUCAUUUUGUACAAACAAAGAAAGGCCUCCCCAUAUCUGCAGUUCAGUAAACAAAUACCCCUGGCUGCUAUUUGUGGAAACACGCUAAAAAAAUCCCACACAGGUCCAUUUUGUCAAUUUGACUGUGCAGUUAGCACAGCACUACACUGUAAAAUUAGAGACACUUUUAUGUGUAGACAAGGCCAAAAAAAAAAAAAGCUCCAUUGCAUGACCAAGCCCCCUUUUUGAGCUGCAAUCCCGACGCUGAUGCAUUUGACCCCAGUGUAAUCACAUGUGCUCUGACACCAUGCUUAUGUGACAAUGUCGAAGUGAGAGCUUUCAAAACUAUCAGCUCGUUUGUCAAACAAAACAAACUCUUCACAUCCAUAAGCAGAGAAUAAUUGUGAAAUAAUUGUUUUGUGCUUUAUUCUGAAAUUAUGAGUUUACCUGUUUCAUUUUUUAUUUGGACAAUGUUUGAAUUUACCAAGGUUAUUUAUUACAAUGAAUAUUUAUUCAUUUGUAUACUUUUUAAUAUCUUUUGUAUUUUAUUUUUUUUGUACGGUCACAUAAGUUUUGUUGUUACUAAAACUGGAAAAAGCAUUUGGUUUGUCCUGGGGGGAAAAAAAUGAUGCUCUGUUCCAGAUCAUAUUUCAAAUGCAGCUUUUCCAUGUGCGAACCAACCAAUCAGUAAUAACCAGGAGAGUGUGGAGAGAAAGUUUGAAUAAUUAUCUCCUCUGACAGUUCGACAAAUCAUCUCUCAAAUUAUGUUAUUUUGCAUAAUUAGUCAUCCGUCUGAUCUUGCGUUGACUGUCAUUUAAGGUGAAACCUUUUCUAUAUUUGACGACAGAUGCUUUCAUGAAAGGUCUGAAGUAAAUGUCUGCUCACAAUUGGAUAUCACAAUGAUAGGAGACAUUUAAUUGUAUCACACAUAAGCACAACCCACAGUUCAUUGUUUAGAAAGAAUCCUUAUCUUGUGAUUUCUAUUUUUGUUUUGUAUCAGAAAUGAUUGAUGGCAAAAGGUUUGGAUGGCAGUUGCUGUACCAACUGACUUUUGUUUUACAAUGUUUUCAACUUGAACUUGCAUAUUUAUUUAAAUGAAUCAAAGAAGUCCAAUGGGCAGAGUUGUCUGCCUGAACUCCAUUCACAGUGAGAAAAUUGAAACUGCUGUUCUGGAGCACUGACGAAAGUCAAACUCUGAUGUGUAGUGAAUCUAUGGAUUGAUUGAGUGUAUGACCUUAAAUUACAUUACUCUUGUGUAGGCGAGUUCUUUGUUCAUUUGUUAUAAGUUUGACAAUAAAAGAAUUGUGUUCCAAA
Hippocampus comes (tiger tail seahorse) is the source of this 8677-nucleotide messenger RNA. RefSeq names its product helicase ARIP4-like. The transcript is spliced from 23 exons. Gene Ontology annotation, molecular function: ATP binding; ATP hydrolysis activity. Bases 217 to 4713 code for a protein of 1498 amino acids. NCBI's taxonomy places the organism in Eukaryota, Metazoa, Chordata, Actinopteri, Syngnathiformes, Syngnathidae. Gene Ontology annotation, cellular component: nucleus. The record is from RefSeq and is a predicted model, not a curated record.